CCAUAAAUCUGAGUGCAUUCGGCAUUGCCCGACAACGUGUGUGUUUGUGUGCCGGUGUGAGUAGCGUCGUCUUUUGUUUGGGUUUUCUUUCGUUUUCGUCAUUCUCUGUUUGAGCGUACUUGCCUCUUUCGAUGUGCCUGUUUGCGUGCCCCACUGUCGUUGUAGUGGUAUUUUUGUUGUGGCGCUUUAUGUAUGUUGUUGAGCUUCUCUAUUUUCCCCAAUCAUACGGUGCUUUUUCGUUUGCAGUUCGCAUAUUCUCGCAGAUUUUGUUUUUAGUUAUUCGCCGAUAAUUGAUGUCAAAGGACGCGUUGAGACCGGUAUUUUACGGCGCGUUAAAUUAAGAAGGAUAUUAGGAGACUUUCCUUUGAGUGUAUACAGAGGCAGGGACGACGUGGUGACAUUGCCGGCUAACCGAAGGAAGUGAAAGUGGCGUUCGCAUUGCUGCUGUUCUACGUGUGGCUGGCUUUGGAUGUUGGUUGGAACAAUGCCAAAGGAAGAUCCUUUUGUGAACAGAGCUCAGCUGUUGAAGGCUAUCAAGAAAUAUCCUGAAAUAUGGGAUUCCAACAAUAAAUUGCAUAUGUGCCGCAGUGUCACGGCACCCAUGUGGAAUGAAAUUGCUGAGCAAUUUGGAGGCCACGUACCCACCGUUAAACUUCAGUCGAUUUGGAGCCAAAUGAAAUAUCACUACCAUAACCUGGUACAUCGCCAAAUUCUACACAAGGAACGUUUUACCACCAAAUGGGAACACUUCGAGCCCAUGUCUUUUAUGUACAACAUAACUGUGGCCAAAAUAGUGGGGGCAGCGGGCACAAAUGGUUCAGAAGUUAGUGAAAUGACACCGGCUUUGCCCUCACCGCCACCACUGCCACAAUCUCAGGGCCGUGGACGUCCUAGUGGAAGUUUCACCUGGCUUCCACCGGUAGCACCCCAAACGGAGGUUAGUGUCGAGACAACUCCCUUUACCGGAUUUACGGGUCUGGUACCACCAGCUGCGGUCACUGUUGAGACCACAACUACACCCCUACGCAAGCCGGGACGGCCCGGUUCACUAAAUAACAGCAUGCGCGGUCGCAUCAUUGAUGCCAUCAAGGCUAGACCGAUAUUAUGGGCCGGACGUCAAAAAGAACAAGCUAAGGGUCAAAACCGUACAUCGGCGGUGUGGAAAGAGGUUGCUGUGGAGUUAGGUCUUACGCCAAGUUUGGUUCAGACACGUUGGUCGAUUAUCAAACAACGUUAUGUCGACGAAUUGCAGAAGGAACGGCAUGCUCGUUAUGGCCAAGAGCAUUUCCAUUCUUCGUGGGAGCACUUUGAACGCAUGUCUUUUAUGCGUGACAUUUUGGCCAAAAAAGUUGACGAGCGUGAGCAAACACGUGAACACAUACAAGAGAUUGUUAGUGAAAAGCAACAAAUGCAAAACCAUCAUCAACAACAAGCUCAAUUGCAGCAGCAGCAACAUCAACAGCAACACCAACAGCAGCAACAACAACAUAACAUGCACAGUCCACAGCAACAACAACAACAACAGCAGCAACAGAUAAGAUACAUACGAUCCACCAGCACGAGUAGCCUAAACUCCUCCACAACAUUGUCUACGGCUGGUGGUGGCGAAGGCGGCGGUGGCAGCACGGCCUCCCUUCACCAGGCCCAUCACAUGCACCAUCAUCCACAAUUGAGCAUGUGUGAUGAGAAUGGUGAACUUACUGUGCACACUACUCAUGGCAAUGGUGUGAUUGGUGGUGGUGGCGGCGGAGCAGCAGCAGCUGCUGGCCUGGUGGGACUUUUGCCGGGUCAUGCAAUUGUUGCCAGCUCACGUAGACGUGUUAAAAACGAAUCAGAUUUGGAAUGGGAUCCAUUUGAGAUGAUCCUUCACGUACAGGCAAGCGGCUCUGAGCCAGCCAACAAUUGAAUUGAUGCCACUUUCGAAAACUCCGAAAUAAAAAAAAAAAAACAAAAUGAAAAACAAAAUAUAUAU
Messenger RNA from Musca vetustissima, 1972 nucleotides. RefSeq names its product protein couch potato. Gene Ontology annotation, biological process: regulation of transcription by RNA polymerase II. The transcript is spliced from 3 exons. NCBI's taxonomy places the organism in Eukaryota, Metazoa, Arthropoda, Insecta, Diptera, Muscidae. The record is from RefSeq and is a predicted model, not a curated record. The coding region runs from base 485 to 1906 and encodes 473 amino acids. Gene Ontology annotation, cellular component: nucleus; transcription regulator complex.